Messenger RNA from Gongylonema pulchrum, 849 nucleotides. The record is from the annotation of a GenBank genome assembly. NCBI's taxonomy places the organism in Eukaryota, Metazoa, Nematoda, Chromadorea, Rhabditida, Gongylonematidae.
AUGGAACUAUCAAUAUAUUUGGUGUUGGUUAGUCUACUCAGCCUCAUCUGGGCUUUUCGAAAGUUGCGGAAAAGCAAGAGCGGUGAGAACUGCUUCUUGAAAAUGGUUUGCACCGAAUUUUAUCCAUCAGCAAGUGAUGAGGAUUGGGAUGUAAUCGUGAUUGGAUCCGGACUGUCCGGAUUGACUGUUGCAAAAGUUUUGGCAGCAUCGGGACGGAAGGUAUUGGUACUGGAGCAACAUGACCGUGCUGGUGGCUCUUGUCACACUUUUGAGCUGGAUAAAUAUGAAUUCGACGUUGGUUUGUUUUUAUGCCUUAUAUCGGCUAAUAAUUUCAAUGCCCGACCGCAGGUUAUAAUUGGGGAUCGCUAUUAUGGACGAACAACUGGCGAUAGCAAACACUUUUGCGAGCAGUUGAAAUCGUGGUUUCCGGCGGAAGCGUCGAAUAUCGAUGAUUAUUUCCAAUACAAAUGUCUGGGCGCAAAUCUGCGGUUCUUUGUUGCCAUCAAAAUGAUGCCUGCGUUCGUGGUUCGUUUGCUCGUCAGAUCAGGCGUGAUUCGCCUAUUCACAAGUGUAUUCAAAUAUUCUGGCCAGAAUUUGCUAGAUGUUAUGAAACAGUACAAACUGAGUGCCGAUGUUCAGACAGUCAUCGCUUACUAUUUCGCUAAUUACGGUGCUCCGCCGAAUCGUGCUUCGUUCUUCCAGCAUCACUUAUUUCUUAUGGAAAAUGGCUUCUACCCAGUUGGUGGCGCAACAACAAUCACUGCCAACAUUAUUCGGUCCAUAAACAAAUUUGGCGGAAAAGUACUGGUGAAAGCUGAUGUCCAGCAGAUUGUAUUUGCUGCUGGAAAA